UAUAUAUAUAUAUAUAUGUCUCGUCCAUCCCUCUGCCUCUCUCUCGUGUCCUCCUUGCGUCUAUAUCUCGCAUAUCGCCUCAAGUCGACCAUCACGCAAGUCCUCCUGGGCUGCACCGUUAACUUCUGAAACCUUCCAAUCCACACAACUUUAUACACUCCCAUCACCAUGUCUUUUUGGGACUCUUCACAAGAGGUCACCCUCGAGGAUAACAUCCUGAGGGCCUCCUGCCAGGAUGUAGAGGGCAACUGGCAGACGACCGAGAUCAACCUCAACGACUUUUUGGGAAAUUCCAAUGGCAUCUUUGAAUGGGGCGGUGGUGGUUGGCACGGAACUGCCACCAACUACAGGCUCGAGGGGCCCGUCCUGGUGGCCCAGCUGGAUGAUGGCAAUGGAGAGUGGCCCGAGGCCAAGAUCGAUCUCAACGAGCGCAUCACCAACAACAACGGUCAAUUGGAAUUCUUGGGAUAGAUAUCGACAUCCUGAUCGUCGUAGAUGGUUAGGGAUUGUACCUUACUUUCCGCAUCCCAUUCAUCACGCCCACAUCGACAUCCUCGAACGAUCAUUACGACUUGACGACACGACAAGGACAACGACACGCCUCAAGAGAAAUAUGAACAAAAUUGGCCUGUAUACCAGCAGCUCCCAUAUUAAAAAAGCAUGACAUGCCCUUUGGGACUGUUCUCAGUGAAAG
Microdochium trichocladiopsis is the source of this 694-nucleotide messenger RNA. Its product is annotated as Cyanovirin-N. Bases 169 to 471 code for a protein of 100 amino acids. The transcript has a single exon. The record is from RefSeq and is a predicted model, not a curated record. NCBI's taxonomy places the organism in Eukaryota, Fungi, Ascomycota, Sordariomycetes, Xylariales, Microdochiaceae.